This is a messenger RNA of Lottia gigantea (owl limpet), 1744 nucleotides long. RefSeq lists its product as hypothetical. Gene Ontology annotation, molecular function: magnesium ion binding; isocitrate dehydrogenase (NADP+) activity; NAD binding. Lineage: Eukaryota; Metazoa; Mollusca; Gastropoda; Lottiidae. Gene Ontology annotation, cellular component: mitochondrion; peroxisome; cytosol. Gene Ontology annotation, biological process: isocitrate metabolic process. Bases 54 to 1286 code for a protein of 410 amino acids. The transcript is spliced from 12 exons. The record is from RefSeq and is a predicted model, not a curated record.
GACAAGUCGAGUCAUCACAACUACUUCUCAUACAGGCUUCUCAAGUUUUCAAAAUGGGUAAAAUAAAAGGCGGUCCCGUUGUGGAAAUGCAAGGAGAUGAGAUGACAAGAAUCAUCUGGGAUUUGAUAAAGGAAAAAUUAAUUCUACCAUUUGUAGAUUUAGAACUACAUCUGUUUGAUCUGGGUAUUGAACAUCGAGAUGCUACAGAUGAUCAAGUAACUAUUGAUGCAGCUAAUGCCAUAAAGAAAUACAAUGUUGGUAUUAAAUGUGCCACCAUAACACCAGAUGAAAAGAGAGUUGAAGAAUUUAAGUUAAAGAAAAUGUGGAAGUCCCCUAAUGGUACUAUCAGAAAUAUAUUAGGUGGAACAGUAUUUAGAGAAGCUAUUAUAUGUAAAAAUAUACCACGAUUAGUACCAGGCUGGACUAAAAGUAUUGUUAUUGGUCGUCAUGCUUUUGGAGAUCAGUAUAAAGCUACAGAUUUUGUAGUAGGGGGACCAGGAAAAUUAGAAAUGAGUUUUACACCCAGUGAUGGUGGCGAGAAACAAAAGUUUACAGUUUAUGAAUUUAAAGAAUCUGGUGGUGUUGCCAUGGGAAUGUACAAUACAGACGCUAGUAUUAAAGAUUUUGCUCACAGUUCACUUAAGUUUGCUCUACAGAAAGGCUGGCCUUUAUAUUUAAGUACUAAAAAUACUAUUCUAAAGAAGUAUGAUGGUAGAUUUAAAGAUAUUUUUCAAGAUAUUUAUGAUAGAGAAUAUAAAGGUGAAUAUGAGAAGAAAGGUAUUUGGUAUGAACAUCGAUUGAUUGAUGAUAUGGUAGCCUAUGCUAUGAAAUCAGAAGGUGGUUUUGUGUGGGCGUGUAAGAAUUAUGAUGGUGAUGUACAGUCGGAUUCAGUUGCUCAAGGGUUCGGAUCAUUAGGUAUGAUGACCAGUGUAUUGAUAUGUCCUGAUGGUAAAACAGUAGAAGCUGAAGCUGCUCAUGGUACAGUCACAAGACAUUACAGAUUCCAUCAACAAGGCAAAGAAACUUCCACUAACCCUAUUGCUUCUAUUUUUGCAUGGUCAAGGGGGCUAGCUCAUCGUGCUAAAUUAGACAAUAAUCCAGAAUUAACUAAGUUUGCUGACAGUUUAGAAGCUGUAUGUAUUGAAACUAUUGAAAGUGGUGACAUGACUAAAGAUCUUGCUAUCUGUAUUAAGGGCAUGAACAGUGUAACAAGAAAAGAUUAUUUGAAUACGUUUGAAUUUCUUGACAAACUUGCUGAGAAUUUAACCAAGAAGUUAUCAAGUUGACAACAUAAUUCAAAUAGUAAAUUAUAAUAAUAUUGUGUUAUAGGCGCUUAAAUUUACUCUUUUUUUACUGGUUUCAAACUUACAUUUAGGCAUUCCCAUUUUAUCUUAUAAUUCUUUUUAAUUAUAUAAUUACAUCGAAAUAUUUAUUUGAAAUUUCAUUUUCUAUUGUUAUUUAAGAAACAUUUGGGCAUUAAUAACAUGUUUAAUGAUGUUAAGAUCAAAUGAAACAUACAAGAGUAAGGUUAUUGUUGGAUAUAUGAUUGAAUCAGAAUGAAGUUUAAAAUGUUUACAUUAAGCUCAAAUGUUUUAUCAAUUUUGCAGGGCAAAAGUAUUUAGUUGUUAUCAUUAUUCUUUACUAUAUCUCAAUUUGUGCAAUUCUAUAUUCUCAUUCUUGAAAGUAGUCGCUAGUGUUAUAUAUUCCAUACAAUUCUCUUCAAAUUAAAUAAAAAAUUAUCUUC